AUGGCGGAGGCCGAAGACUUUGUCAGUCAGGAGCCGCAUUUAGCUCUAUUAAAAGGCUCACCAAGAAAGAGGAGAAGAUUAGAUCAGAAGUGUGGAGUGUUCUCCCCAGCAGAACAAAGUGCUCUUAAGGAGUAUGAAAAGCUGGAGUUAAGAACCAGGAGGGUUCUGAGUAACACUUAUCAGAAACUUAUCCAAUCUGCUUUCCUGGAUGAUGGCAUCCCUGGUGGGGUCAAGUAUCUCAUAAACCGACUUCUUGCUCUGAUUGAAAAGCCAUCCUUGGAACCCAUCUACAUUGGACUCUUUGGAGCACCUGGAGCAGGCAAGAGUUCCCUGCUUAAUGCCAUCAUCCAUCAAGCAAUGUUUCUCCCCGUGUCAGGAGAAAGUGUAUGCACUUCCUGCAUAGUCCAAGUGAGCUCCAGCAUCUGUAAACAGUAUGAAGCAAAAAUCCAUCUUCUUUCUGACCAGGAGUGGAAGGAGGAGCUACGGAACCUCACUAAACUUUUGCAAAGGCCAGAGGAGGAGGAGGAUGGAGAAGAGAACUCUUGGGACAGAGAUAACACAGUGGAGGAGGCCAUUUGGAAAUUGCAAGUGCUGUAUGGAAAUGGAGCAGAACGAAAGACUUAUGAGGAGUUAUUGAGGGCACAGCCCCGAGCAAAGAUCCCCGCCUCCAGGGUCAUCACCCUCAAGGGAGAAGAGGCAAAUGAGCUCUCUGUAAAACUGGACCCUUACAUUCGGACUCAGAUGAGGAAUACAGAUGGAGGACCAGUUAGAGCCCAAAUCUGGCCCUUGAUCAAAUAUGUAGAAGUGACUCUUCCCAAAUCAGGGGUGAUUCCAGAAGGUGUAGUGCUCGUAGACAUACCUGGAACAGGUGACUUUAAUAGCAAAAGAGAUGAAAUGUGGAAAAAGACCAUUGAUAAGUGUUCUGUGAUCUGGGUGAUCAGUGACAUUGAGAGGAUUUCGGGGGAAAAAAUUCAUGAAGAACUUCUCUGUGAAAGUAUCAAAGCUUGCCAGCGGGGAGUCUGCCAAGAUAUUGCCCUGGUGGUUACAAAGUGUGAUAAAUUCUGUCUGCCAGAAUACUUAAGAGAAAGAAAAGGGGGAAAUCAGGUGAUUGAAAGUCAGCGUGAAGCAAUUUUAGAAAGAAAUGAAGUUGUGAAUCUGCAAAAGAACAGGAAUCUCAAGGAAAAACUGAAGAGAAAACUGCCUACUGACUCCAAGGUUCUAGAAGCCUCAGAUCUGGUUUACACAGUCAGCGCUCAGGAGUAUUGGCGACAGGAGUUACUCCAUGAGGAAGAGACUGAAAUCUCCAAAUUAAGAGACUAUAUAAGGAAAAAGUUUCUGGAGAAGAAGAAGAAGACUGUGACUGAAUUUGUUACCGAAGCUUUUGGAAUCCUGUUACUCACAGACACUUUUAACUCUCAGGAUGGUCUGACGAAUGAAUACUUUCACCAGAUCAGCCUUCGGAGAUUUGUGGAAGAGAGAAUACAGUUGUUGGAGAAGGAUGUGGACCAGUGCUUUACCCAGGUAGAACAGUCUCUGCAGGAAGGGGUGAGAGAUGCAAGGACUUCCUACCGAAGAAUCCUCAGUGGAUGUCUAACUAGGAGCAAAGGAAAUCAAGGUUUCCACCAGACUUUGAAAGCUGUUUGUCUGAAAGAUGGCAUCUAUGCUUCAAGGACUCUUGCCAGAAUAGAUUUGAAUGAAGCCAUCACGCAGCCUAUUUAUGACAGAGUGGACCCUGUUUUUGGAAACAUUUUUCGGACUGGGAAGAACACCAGUUCUGCACUCAUACUUCACAUAGAUACUUUCAAGCACUCUCUGCAGGAGAAAAUGAGAGAAGUGAUGAUAAAAAGAGGGUGGAAAUCUGACAGCUGCAAGCAUAAUUUUCUGAUCCAGGAGAUAAAUGCUAUCUUGGGAGGCCUGGAAGGACAUAUACUCAGAAGGAAGAAGAGGAUCUACGAAUCUCUCUGCAACUCUGUUCAGAAUGAUUUGAAGCUGUGUUACGAAGAGGCAGCUCAUAUAACUGGCAAGAAAGCCUGCGAGCGAAUGAAAGACACCAUCAGAAGAGGUGUGGACAGACAAGUGGCUGAGGGUUUAUUUGAAAGGGCCCAAGAAAGGAUGAAGAAUCAAUUCCAGCAAUUGAAGAACGGAAUCAUAGAAAAAGUGAAGGGAAAUGUCUCCACCAUGCUGAUCCUUGCUUUACCCAGGGGAGAAAGCCUCUACAAGGAACUAUCAGAUGUCAAGAAUGAAUACAAAGAAAUGGAAAAAUUGUAUAAGAGCCUGAGAGAAAUUGCAGAGAAUGCGGUGAUGAGAAGGGGAAUGCAAGAGUUUCUCAUGAGAAUGUCACCUAGAAAAGUUACCUCCCCGCAAAAUGCAGCUCUUGCCCUUUGUGAUUAG
Dromiciops gliroides (monito del monte) is the source of this 2391-nucleotide messenger RNA. RefSeq names its product nuclear GTPase, germinal center associated (gene NUGGC). The coding region runs from base 1 to 2391 and encodes 796 amino acids. The transcript has 18 exons. Lineage: Eukaryota; Metazoa; Chordata; Mammalia; Microbiotheria; Microbiotheriidae. Gene Ontology annotation, molecular function: GTPase activity. The record is from RefSeq and is a predicted model, not a curated record.